AUGAGCGAUCGGGCUGCGCGGGGCCGGCGCUACAACUGCCUGAGCCUCAGCGCCCCCCGCCAUGGGCUGCAGAGCCUGGGCAAGGUGCCCACCCGGCGCAUGCCCCCCCCCGCGCACCUGCCGAGCCUGAAGGCCGAGAACAAAGGCAACGACCCCAACGUGGCCCUGGUGCCCCGAGACGGCUCGGGAUGGGCCAGCCGCAGCGACCCCCCCGACCCCCGCAGUUCCGAGCCCUCCGCCCCUCCCCCGCCGCAGUCGCCGUCACCGCCGGAUUCGCAGCCGCCUGCGGGGACCCCGGGGACCCCCGAGAACCCCCCCCCCGCCGCCAAGCGUGGCAAAGUCCUGGCGCAGGCCAGCGGUUCCCCCGCCGAUGGUGCCAGGGCCCCGCCCCUCCCGGGCCGGUUCUCACGGGAGGAGUUCCCCAGUUUGGGGGCGGCCGCCGAGCGGGGGAGGGGCGGCCGCGAGCGGGGGGGGCGCUGCCGACGCGUCGGGUGGGCGCGCACCGAGCCCCCGCCCCCCAGGGUGGGCGCCGCACCGAGCCCCCGCCCCCCAGGUGGCAGCUGGCGGGAGGGGCGCGGGGCCGAGGAGCCGCCGGCCGAAGGGGGGGGAGGAGCCCCCCCCGGCCCCCCCAUUUCCCCCCAUACCGGGGGGGUGGUGCCGCCCUUUAUGUACCCCCCGUACCUGCCCUUCCCGCCGCCCUAUGGGCCCUUCCGGGGCCCCGACGCACAGAGGUUCCCACGGCCGGGGGGUCCCCGGGGGGCUGCGGGGCCCCCUCGGGGGGGGGUCUCCCCCCUGCGCCCCCCGGUGCUGCGCCAGGACGAGCUCAGGGAGUUCGAUGAGCUGGACCAGGAGAACGACGAGGGCUGGGCAGGAGCCCACGAGGAGGUCGAUUACAGCGAGAAGCUGAAGUUCAGCGAUGAGGAGGACGGGCGGGAUGAAGAUGAGGAUGAUGAGGGGAAGGAGAAUGAGCCCCCGGCCCCGCCCAAAGCCGAGGCUCCGCCCCCCGCGAAGGAGGAGCCGCCCCCUCCCAAAGCGCCCCCGGAGGGGCCCAAGGAGGCUCCGCCCACCCCGGCCCCGCCCAGCCGGGCCCCGCCCCCUCCACCGCCCCCGCCCAACCGCGGCAGCUGGGCCACGCCCAACGAGCUUCCGGUGAGUGCUGGGCCACGCCCAACGAGCUUCCGGAUGAAGAUGAGGCCUGGCGCCGGCGCCGCCGGCAGAGCUGUGCCGAGCUCUCCCAGACCGUAUCUCACAGGUACACUAUCUCCCAUUCAGGAUGAAGAUGAGGCCUGGCGCCGGCGCCGGCAGAGCUGUGCCGAGCUGUCGCAGGCCGUGGCACGGGUGUCAGAUGAAGAUGAGGCCUGGCGCCGGCGCCGCCGGCAGAGCUGUGCCGAGCUGUUGCAGGCCGUGGCGCGGGUGUCAGAUGAGGAUGAGGCCUGGCGCCGGCGCCGCCGGCAGAGCUGUGCCGAGCUCUCUCAGGCCAUGGCUGAUGAAGAUGAGGCCUGGCGCCGCCGCCGCCGGCAGAGCUGUGCCGAGCUCUCUCAGGCCGUGGCGCGGGUGUCAGACGAGGACGAGGCCUGGCGCCGGCGCCGCCGGCAGAGCUGUGCCGAGCUGUCGCAGGCCGUGGCGCGGGUGUCAGAUGAAGAUGAGGCCUGGCGCCGGCGCCGCCGGCAGAGCUGUGCCGAGCUGUCUCAGGCCAUGGCUGAUGAGGACGAGGCCUGGCGCCGCCGCCGCCGGCAGAGCUGUGCCGAGCUGUCGCAGGCCGUGGCGCAGGUGUCAGAUGAGGAUGAGGCCUGGCGCCGCCGCCGCCGGCAGAGCUGUGCCGAGCUCUCUCAGGCCGUGGCUGAUGAAGAUGAGGCCUGGCGCCGGCGCCGCCGGCAGAGCUGUGCCGAGCUCUCGCAGGCCGUGGCGCGGGUGUCAGAUGAGGACGAGGCCUGGCGCCGGCGCCGCCGGCAGAGCUGUGCCGAGCUCUCGCAGGCCGUGGCGCGGGUGUCAGAUGAGGACGAGGCCUGGCGCCGCCGCCGCCGGCAGAGCUGUGCCGAGCUGUCGCAGGCCGUGGCGCGGGCGCGGCGCCGCCGCGAGGCCGAGGAGCGCCGCAUGGCCGAGCAGCGCCGCGCCGCCUGCGCCGAGAAGCUCAAGCGCUUGGACGAGAGAUUCGGGGCCCCCCCCAGCGCCGCCCCCCGGCCCCGGCGGCGCCGGGACCCCCCCCCGGCGGCACCGAGACCCCCCCGGGACCCCUCCCCCCACAGCGGGAGCAGGAGGAGGAGGAGCCGGCGCCGCCCCUCCCCCACCCACAGGGGUCCCCGGAACCGCGGGAGGAGAAGGAGAGCGGUGGGGGAGGGGCAGAGCCCCCAGGCCUGGAGGUGCCCCCGGAGCCCCCCGAGGAGCCCCCCCCCGCCCCCCCCGGCCGUGGCCACGCCCCCCAAGGGGGGGGGAGACCCCAAGGGCGAGGGGGGGGCGGCCCCUCCCCCCCGGCAGGCCCCGCCCCCCCCGCCGGCGCAGCCCCCCCAGUACCCAAAGUACCAGAAAUCGCUGCCCCCCCGGUUCCAGCGGCAGCAGCAGGAGCAGCUCCUCAAGCAGCAGCAGUGGCAGCAGCAGCAGCAGCAGCACGGGCCCCCCCGGCCCCGCCCCCGGCCGCCGCCCCCUCCAUCCCUGGGGGCUCUGGGGGCGCCCCCCGCCCCCCCCGGGCCCCCCAAACUCUUUGGGGGCCUGGGGCGCCCCCCGGCCCUGCCCCAGUUGGGCUUCGACCCCCGCUGGGUGAUGCUGCCCCCCCCCCCCUACGUGGACCCCCGGCUGCUGCCCCACCCCCGCGCCCCCCACGUCGACUUCUACCCCCCCGGACCCCCCGGAGUGCCCCCCUCGGGCCUGCUGCCCCGGGGAGCGCUCGGACAGCGGGGGGUGGGGGAGGGGGAGGGGGGGGCUCCCCCUCGGAGCCCUUCGAGCGCCCCCCCCCCGCCGCCGCCCCUCCCCCCCCGGCCCUGCGGGACCGCGGGACCCCCCCCGGGGGGAGGGGGCGGGGCCGACCCCUCCCCCCCCCAGCCCAAACCCUCCUGGGGGGGCGAGGCCUUCGCGGGACCCCCCCCCCCCGAAACGCGGGGGCUGCCCCCGGCCCUGCGCCCCCCCCCCCGGCGACGACGACAGCAAGGGGGCGAAGGAGUGAGACCCCCCCCGUUCGCCUGCGGGACCCCCGGGGGCGCCCCCCCCCCCCUUACGGCUACGCCCCCCCCCUUCGAGAACGGGGGAGGGGCAGGGGGCGCCCCGCCCCUCCCCCGCUUCCCUCCCCCCUCCGCCGCCGACCCCGCCCCGACCACGCCCCCUCCGCCCCCCCCCCGGCCCUGGGAAACCCCGCCCCCUCCGCCCCGGCGGGCGGGGCCCAUCAAGAAAGCCCCGCCCCAAAAGGAGGAGGGGGGGCCUGGGGGGAUGGGCGAGGACCCCUCCCCCAAAGCCCCCCCCAAAGCCAAGCCCAGCCCCUCCCCCACGGCCCCCAAAGACCCCGGGGCGCCCCCGGGGGGGGCGGGGGGCGGUGGGGGAGGGGGGCGGGCUCCUCCCCCUCCCGGCGCCGCUGCCGCGACCCCGCCCCCACGGACCGGGACCGGGACCGGGGGGCUCCGCAGAGGGGGGGGCGCCCCGCGGGGGGGGCGCGGGGAAUUCUUCGCCCGGGGCCGGGGCUUCCGGGGCUCCUACGGGGGGCGGGGCCGGGGGGGGGGCAGGGGGCGGCACCGGGGGGGGCCCCGCAGCCACCGGGGGAGGGGGCGGGGCCCCUCGGGGCCCGGCGCCCCCCCCGCCCCCCCGGGCUCCGAGCCCCGCAGCGAAGGCUCCGAGUACGAGGAGGACCGCCCCCGCCCCCCCCCCACCGGCGGCGCCUGCGCGGCUCCGAGAGCUCGGACGCGGGGGGGGGAGGGGCGGGGGGCGGGGCCGGCAGCCAGACCCCGCCCCCGCCCCACCCCCACCACGCCCCCCCGGGGCUGCCCCCCCGCGCCCCCCCCCGCGGCGGCCGCGUCUUCACCCCCCGGGGGGUCCCGUCCCGGAGGGGGCGGGGCGGGCGGUGGGGGCGGGGCGAGGGCCUGGACCCCGCCCUCCCAGCAGCCCCUCCCCCAAUCCCAGCAGCCCCCGCGCGGGGCGGGGCCGGGGGGCGGGGCGGGCUCGGAGCGCCCCCCCCGGCGGCGGCGGCACGGGCGGGGGGGGCAGCACCAGGACAAACCCCCCCGGUUCCGCCGCCUGCACCGCCAGGAGCCCGGCCCCGCCCCCGGCCCCGCCCCCGCCCCGCCCCCCCGCCCCGGCCCCGCCCUCCCGGCGCGGGCCCCCCCGCUCCCCCCGAGCACAACUCGGACCAAUGGGAAACGGCCUCGGAGAGCUCCGACCUGGGGGGGCGCAGGGGGGGCCCCCCCCGGCCCCGAGCGCGACCCCCCCGCCCCCGGCGGCCCCCCCGCCCAGGGGCCCCGCCCCCUCCCCCCUCCCCGCCCCCUCCCUCGGGAGCGCCCCCUCCCCCAAACGCCCCGCCCAGCCCCCGCCUGGCCAAGCGCAGCUUCUCCAGCCAGCGCCGCUCCGGGGGGGGCGGGGCUCCCGCGGGGGGCCCGCCCCCGGCCCCGCCCCAAAACUCCGCCCCCCCCCAGCAGCAGCCGCAGCAGCACGGGGGGGGCGGGGGCGGCCGCAGCGGGGGGGGCCGGAGCACCAGAGGGGGGGGACGGCAAGAGGGGGUGGCCCUCGCCCCGAAACCGCGGCCGUAACCCCGAGGAGCCCCCGGCCCCUCCCCCCGCCCCCCCCGGCUCGGGCGGGGCCCCCCCGGGGCUGGCGCUGCCCCGCCCCCCCCCUGCCGUGUUCCGCCUGGACCGGGUGGUCCCGAGCGACCCCGGGGGCAUCCGCAGGGCCCUGGCACAGCUGCGACCCCCCCCCCACAAAAGGGGGCACGGCCGGGACCCCCCCCUCGGCACCGGGGCUGCCCCCGGCGGCAG
Messenger RNA from Agelaius phoeniceus (red-winged blackbird), 4949 nucleotides. The record is from RefSeq and is a predicted model, not a curated record. NCBI's taxonomy places the organism in Eukaryota, Metazoa, Chordata, Aves, Passeriformes, Icteridae.